This is a messenger RNA of Tupaia belangeri chinensis (Chinese tree shrew), 1152 nucleotides long. RefSeq names its product olfactory receptor 52E2. Gene Ontology annotation, molecular function: olfactory receptor activity; G protein-coupled receptor activity. Bases 204 to 1139 code for a protein of 311 amino acids. Lineage: Eukaryota; Metazoa; Chordata; Mammalia; Scandentia; Tupaiidae. Gene Ontology annotation, cellular component: plasma membrane. The transcript is spliced from 3 exons. The record is from RefSeq and is a predicted model, not a curated record. Gene Ontology annotation, biological process: G protein-coupled receptor signaling pathway.
UCUACUACAUGGUAGUACAACGACGUAGCCGUUACGCCAUCUGCUGGUCCCUCAUUUUAAAGUCUUAAUAGGAAAAGAGUCUGGACAAUGCGUUGUGCUAUGUUUGCAGGAAAGUCCUGUCAGGUUUCUAACUGAGAGUUUUACCUGGUGUCCUGUAAAUUGGAUAUUUGUAAGUACCAUGGACUUCUGCAUGCCCAUGCACGAUGUUCCUUUCUAAUGAAACCCAGGUUCACCCCUCUUCCUUCUUACUGUUGGGGAUCCCAGGACUAGAAACACUUCACAUCUGGAUUGGCUUCCCCUUCUGUGCUGUAUACUUGAUUGCACUCACAGGGAACCUCACCAUUCUGUUUGUGAUAAAGACUGAGAGCAGCCUACACCAGCCCAUGUUCUACUUCCUGGCCAUGUUGGCCACCAUUGACUUGGGCCUCUCAACAGCUACCAUCCCUAAGAUGCUCGGGAUCUUCUGGAUCAAUCUCAAAGAGAUCAUCUUUGAAGCCUGCCUCACACAGAUGUUUUUCAUCCACAAUUUCACUGGCAUGGAGUCAGCAGUCCUCUUGGCAAUGGCUUAUGACCGCUACGUGGCCAUCUGCAACCCACUCCGGUAUAGCACUAUCCUCACAAACAAGGCUGUUUUUGUGAUUGGUCUUGGUGUGUUAAUGAGGUCAUUUAUUUCUGUUAUUCCAUUUGUCUUUCUCAUUUUGCGAUUGCCCUUCUGUGGGAAUCAUGUCAUUCCUCACACCUAUUGUGAACACAUGGGUCUUGCUCGUCUAUCCUGUGCCAGUAUCAAGGUCAAUAUUAUUUAUGGACUAUGUGCUAUUUCAAUCUUAGUGUUUGACAUCAUAGCCAUUGCCCUUUCUUAUGUUCAGAUCCUCUGUGCUGUUUUCCGUCUUCCUUCCCGUGAAGCCCGACUUAAGUCCCUCAGCACCUGCGGUUCCCAUGUUUUUGUAAUCCUUGCUUUCUACACACCAGCUCUGUUUUCCUUUAUGACACAUCGGUUUGGCCGAAAUGUUCCCCGCUAUAUCCACAUACUGCUGGCCAAUCUUUAUGUUGUAGUGCCACCAAUGCUCAAUCCUGUCAUAUAUGGAGUCAGAACCAAACAGAUCUAUGACCGUGUGAAGAAAAUACUAUUGCAAAAAUAAGAACUUGAAUGAG